Messenger RNA from Pararge aegeria (speckled wood butterfly), 1695 nucleotides. RefSeq names its product zinc finger protein 664-like. The record is from RefSeq and is a predicted model, not a curated record. The transcript has 2 exons. NCBI's taxonomy places the organism in Eukaryota, Metazoa, Arthropoda, Insecta, Lepidoptera, Nymphalidae. Gene Ontology annotation, biological process: regulation of transcription by RNA polymerase II. Gene Ontology annotation, molecular function: DNA-binding transcription factor activity, RNA polymerase II-specific; zinc ion binding; RNA polymerase II transcription regulatory region sequence-specific DNA binding. The coding region runs from base 278 to 1669 and encodes 463 amino acids. Gene Ontology annotation, cellular component: nucleus.
UAAAACUGCAAAACAUAAAAUAUUCUUCAUAUGCAUAUAAAUUUCUCAAUAUUUGGGGCUAAAAUAGGGAUAAACAAUUUUCGAAAAGAUACUCUAUGGUUCCAAUUUAGAAUUAUUCCGAAUUUGAUGUAAAAUGGCGUCUUUUUGAGCAGUUCUCAGUUAUUGAUGAAUUCUUGAACGAAAACUACAAAGUUAUAAAAGCGCGCGUAUUAUUUAAUAUUAUUUGAUUGAAUGUGGGCAGUUUGCUGUGUUUAUUUAUUUUAUUCAUAUUCUCAUCAUGAGUGAGGAACCGAAUUUGAGUAUUAUUGUUUCUAAUAUUAUUAGCGAAAAUCCCUACAGUCAUUGUAGGUUAUGCUUAAAAGAUCUACCAGAUCACUACGUUCGUUUCGAUGACCAAGUCUCUUUGCAUCCUGAGGCAGGAACUUUUCAACCUUUAGAGGAAAUUUUGACCAAACUUCUAGGUGAAAAUAUUUGUGAUGAAAUUACUGGAAUUGACGCUGUUUGCCCGGACUGUGUCACGCACGCACUUUCAGCGGCCCUUUUUAUGGAGAAAUGCCAGAAAUCUGUGUAUGUCAUAAACCAAGUGUUUGAAAACCUCUCAAAAACUCUUAGUUUUGACAUUAAUAUUAAAGAUAGGAACAACACCUUGUAUUUAUUAUUUGAAGAUUUGGAAACAAAAGCUCUAGUGGUUCAAAAGGAUAGAAGAAAACAAAAUGUUAAUAGUAAAAAGCGUCCAUAUGAAUGCCUUCUAUGCCAUAUCUAUUUUGAUACUGUAUCAGAUUUAAAAGCCCAUAACCUUUCUCUACAUGAUAUUUUCACAUGCGAGACCUGCUUGGAAACAUUUGAAAAUGAUUCUGACUUAAUAAAUCAUGGAAGCAAUAAUCAUAAAUACAAAUGCCCAGAAUGCGCUCAGUACAGAAGUACGGAAGAGGGGCUGCAGUCCCACCAAAACAUGAUGCAUUCUAAGUAUGUCUGCAAGGAGUGUGGGAAAACCUGCCAAGGUUUAGACAAACUACAAAUUCAUGAAGAAAAACACAAAGUAAAAAAUGUAUGCCCUAAAUGUAGUAAAACAUAUACAACAAGAGAGUUUUACGAAAAACAUGUUAAGUUAUGUCUUGAGAACUUGAUCGACCCUCACCCAAUAAGGGGUAGUAUGGAAAAGUUAUUUACAUGUGAGAAAUGUGAUAAAGCUUACAGCACACCUGGUGGUCUCAGAGUUCACGAAAGAUUUGCUCAUGGCAAUGCAAAGCCUCACGUUUGUAAGGAGUGUGGGAAAAAAUUCACUGCACCAAGUUAUUUGAAGGUGCACAUGGUUAAACACACAGGGGAAAAGAAUUUCAAAUGUGACAUUUGUAAUAGCAAAUUUGUUUCUAAAGAAGCAUUGUUGUACCACACUAGACGUCACACUGGUGAGAAACCGUAUAGUUGCAAAAUUUGCAAUGAGCGAUUUGUGAACGCCUCUGCUAGAGCUGAGCAUAUAAAGUUCAAACAUGUAGGUCCAACAUUAAUGUGCGAGAUUUGUUCUCGGAAAUUUGUAACUACACAUUUCUUAAAGCAACAUAUAAGUAGACAUCACGAUCCUACUAGCAAAUUGUACUAUGGGAGAAAUAUGAUACCACCUAACUUGCCUGUUGAACAAAACAUGAGAAGAUUUAUUGUUGAAACUUAAUAAAUAUGUAUAAAACUUAACCUUGA